Messenger RNA from Cylindrotheca closterium, 732 nucleotides. The record is from the annotation of a GenBank genome assembly. Lineage: Eukaryota; Bacillariophyta; Bacillariophyceae; Bacillariales; Bacillariaceae.
AUGUAUUUGCUACUACAAACCAUGAACGAAGGGAAAAUAUGGAUGGAAACUGACGAACAAGCUUCUCUUGCUACUGAAGCACGAAAUGACGAUCAGAAACUUGCAUCAUCAUCAACCAGCAAUGAAGGAAGCACAAUUCUUCCCUCCCACUUUUCUCCUGGAGAAUACGAUAUCAUCUGCGCAAGAGGAAGCCAUGUCAAGAAGCAUCCUGGAAAUAAAUUUUACCAAUCAAUAAUUGAAGAGGCAGCUCCCCGGUAUGGAGCCUCGCAGGGAAAGCUGGCAAAAUCAAUCAUUGUAUCCGCCAUCAUCGACACAAUACGAGGACUCACUCCACAGGGUGGGUUUGUGAAGCCAGCUGGCCGACAAUGGAUCGAAAUCGGCAAUAAGAAUGCCAGAGAGAAGGUUAGUCAAGCCCUCAGGGAUCAGCUACAUAGUCAAUAUCGGUCCAGUGCAAAAUCCAAAAGGGAAAAGAAGGACGAGGCCAAUGCCAGAAUGAACGACAAUUUGGAUGCAUUCGUCCAGUCAAACCAGUUUGUAUCGGAUAGGAUGUCGACUCUGACAAAUGCAAUUGAGAAUAAUACACAUACUCAAUCUGAUGCAGAACUGGAAGAACUGAUGAGUCGAGUAAACCUAGAGAUUUUACACGAACUGAGCGGAAGCCGCCACAGUGAUGAGCCUGGAGUUUCGGAGCCUAGGGAGGGUGGCCUCGAGGAACCCAAGACACAGAAGUAG